AUGAACGGGUUUGGUAACGUCAACCAAUUGAGCACACUGGCAGCACAGCACCAGGAACAGUCGCGGUCCAAGAUUGCAGUUAGGGGAUGGCAGAAUGCAACGCAACAGGACCUGCUAAACUUUGUGGCGCGUAAAACGCGGAUCGGAAUCCAGGACUCAUACGUACAGGGCGGGCAGAUCAUAGGCUUUGUGAACAAGCAGGACGUUCCCGCGUUGCUGAAGUUCAAUGGGAUCCGGUUUGCUGGUAACGCGUUGAAGUUUGAAAAGCUGGACGAGGACGGCACGGGGGCCACAACGUCGAACACAAUCACGCUGCUGCGUAACUUCCUGAUGAAGCGGUACAACGUGCAGACAAAGAUGCUUGAUCUUGGGGGUCUGUACGCGGACCCAGACCUGACGCAGCACGGUCUCGUUUCCUCGAUGUCUACACAGUCGAAGAUGUUCAUGGCGUUGAUGAAGCUGGCAGGCAGCGAGCCUCAGCUAGUUGUGGAGUCUGUAAAUCUGUCGAACAAUGGGCUGAAGGAUGUGAACAGCAUAACCUCGCUUGCGCAAACAUUUCCGCGGCUGCGGAACUUGUGUCUUGCCAAUAACCAGAUAGCGCGCUUCCAGUCGCUGGAGGUAUGGAAGAACAAGUUCCGCGAACUGCGCGAACUGCUUCUGAUGAAUAACCCGGUGGCAAACGACCCGAUGUAUCGUUCGGAAAUGCUGAGGAUUUUCCCAAAACUUGUGAUACUGGACAACAACCUGGUGAGAGAUGAGCAAAGGUUAAAUGCAUUAUAUUCGCUGCCUAUGCGACUACAGCAGUUUUUCUUUGAAAACGACACAUUGGGCAGUUCAGCAAUCGACUUUGUGACCAACUUCUUGAGACUUUGGGAUACGGACAGGAAGCAACUCAUGGCCCUUUACACGCCGCAAUCUCAAUUUUCCGUCAGCGUUGACUCUUCUAUUCCAGCUGCCACCGUUCCAGAGGCAGACCAGAGCCCAUCGUUUGGGCAUUACCUACCUUCUUCCCGCAAUAUGACGAAGGUGUCAAGCGAGAAGUCGAAGCAGGAGCGCCUUGGAAUGGGGCCGGAUGCAAUUGGGAACAUAUUCAAAGCUUUACCAGGUACAAAGCACUUCCUCCAAGAACAGCCAGAGAAGUAUUCUUUGCAAACAUGGACAUAUAGCCAGGUGGGGGGGUUUGUAAUUACUCUCCAUGGGUUUUUCGAAGAGGUUUCCAAACCAGAGGUUGAGAAUACCAAGUCAUACAGUUAUAACGCAAGGCAUAGACGGUACAACCAUGGCCAACAGAAUAGCGCCCAGAAUAAGCUUUCGAAAAAAUCCUUUGAUAGAACAUGGACGAUUGUCCCCACACAGGGUAGUGUCAUUAUUGCAUCAGAUCUGCUGACAGUGAGGCCAUAUGCUGCAGGUGCUUGGAUAAGAGUAGAUGAGCCAAAAAAAACACCAACUGCGGAUGUGAGUCAAGGAGCUCAGCCCGUUGCAGUACCGGCAGCAGGCCCCCAGAUACCGGGGCCGCCAUUGACAAAUACAAUGGUACCACAGCCAAUGGGCAUACCAUCUACGUUACAGCUUCCACCAGAGGUCCAAGCAAAAUUAAGUCCAAUACAGCUACAACUGCUUAACCGCUUGCACCAGGAUACAAAACUUAAUGCCGAAUACACAUACAUGCUAGCCGAACAAAGUGGCUGGGAUUACGAUGUUGCUUUGAAGAGCUUUCAGAGCAGUGUCAACAACCUGCCUAGGAAUGCUUUUGUGUAA
Messenger RNA from Eremothecium gossypii ATCC 10895, 1758 nucleotides. RefSeq names its product Mex67p (gene MEX67). The record is from RefSeq and is marked provisional. Gene Ontology annotation, molecular function: protein binding; RNA binding. The transcript has a single exon. The coding region runs from base 1 to 1758 and encodes 585 amino acids. Gene Ontology annotation, cellular component: nucleus. Gene Ontology annotation, biological process: poly(A)+ mRNA export from nucleus. NCBI's taxonomy places the organism in Eukaryota, Fungi, Ascomycota, Saccharomycetes, Saccharomycetales, Saccharomycetaceae.